AUGACAUCAAAAUUUUUGGACCAAGAAGAACGCCGUGCCAGAAACGCUCUCUAUGAGAAAAAGAGAAGAAACGAAGCUGCUGAUGCCAUGGCUGAGCUGGCAGAGGCAUUGGAAUGUGAUCCCAAUAUUUCGAAUGCUGAUGUAUUGAAUAAGGCCAUCAAUAAAAUUCAAAAUUCGGCACCAGGACUCUCAGAAGACAUAAGCCAUCUGAAUUGUAUUAAUAAUAAUCUCAUGUACCAAAUAAAUAAAUUGCAACGAAAACUAAAGGGCAGAGUAUGUGUUGAAGAGGAUAUGCAUGUAAACUCAGAUGGACUAGUGAUGCCACAUGAAUCACACGUAGACUCAGCACAUGGAAAUCCUAUAGAUUAUUCGCAGACGGAGCUGUUAUUUGAUAUACCUCUACAAACACAGGACUGGGACUAUAAUACUUUUCAAUACAAAAUGUUUACAAAGUGGAUAAUAUUUGUAACUUUUAUAUUUCAGUUGAAUCAGGAAGCUACAUCGUUUCGCAUCUUAGCACCUCAAUAUGUAUGUCCAAAACUAGAAGACGAUGUGCUUGAGAAACCUGAUAACACUGUAAUCACUUUACUUUCCACAACUACCGAAGCAUUAAAUGUUCAGUGGACGAUACGCUGGAAACCGUUGACAGCGCCAACUCAGCGCUUCACAAUUAUGCUAUGGCGGACAGUGAGAGAGCUUGAAAAGAAAUUGAACGGGCCUCAAAUUGAGCCUAACGUUUAUUUCAUCGAUAAUAACGAUUUACUGCGUGGCGUAGAGUACACAUUCAACGUUUCCGAAAUAAAUACAAAUGGACAUAAAGAAGUACCGAAAUCCUUCAAUAUUGAUAAUUCACAAGGCGAUCAGAAGCUAACAAUAGAAGGUAAAACAGAUAAAUUUUCAGUGAUCCUGCUGGGAAGUCAAGUUGUCUACGUGGAUAUGGAAUUUAUAAUAGAUGCACAAGUAACUUCGUGUGAGAUGACACAAGAUUACUAUUUUGUAUGGACAGUAAAAAGUGAAGUUGGUGAAAACUUUAACUUUUCCCAUAUAAAAGGAUCCAAACUAGUAAUACCCCAGAACUCUCUAAAAGCAGGUUUUAUUUACGAAGCCAGUUGUGAGUUAUACAAAAAGUCUGACCAUACCUUUAUUUUGCAGACGAGCCUUGAAUUCAAAGUGCACCAUCGUGGUAUUGAUGUUUAUCUAAGCUUGGAUGCUGUCGUUAUUGCUGUAAACUCUGCAUUUAAUAUCGAGGGGAUUGUGAUAAAUCAUGAUAACUACGAUAAUUUAUCGCUCCAAUGGAUGUGUUUACACGAAGGGGAGUCAUGUGAUUACUUUGAGUAUAUAGACGACAAUUCGAUUCGAUUCUCAUCAGGAUUUCCGAACACAGGGCAAUAUGUCGUCACUUUCCGUGUUAAUGUAGAGCAAUAUUCUAUUAUUGCCAAUGCUACUAUAAUAGUCAUCGAUUCCGUCUUGCCUGUAUUACAGAUAAGUCCAUUACCAAGAUUACUGAACCAAGGCGGCACUGUGUCUAUAACAGCUACUGGAAGCAAUGUAUCUCCUACCUGCACCCUUGGAUUGUACUUCGCGUCUGAGGAAUUUUUAAACAAUACUAACUCAGUUAUUAACGAUACAUGCGAAUAUUGUCAGCAUGGCGAAGAAUUAACGGAAUCACUAACAGUCAAUUCUCUCGAGGAAAAUUUUCUGAACGAACUGACAGACUUCUCCAAUGACACUGAAUGGCGGCAAAUAACGGUCGAAAUGGCAGCUGCAGCUGGAAGGUUACGUUUCGUUGCCGACUGCGGAUGCUCUUUAACAUACGGCUGUGAUAGAAAAGGGACAGUGUACGCUGAAGUUAAUUUUCAACUUAACGAAAGUCCCAAAAUAGGAGAAGUAAUGGUUUCACCAAAUUCCGGCACGGCCCUAGAAACAAUUUACCGUAUUAGCACAACCGCCGCUAUGGAUCCCGAAGCUCCACUGCGUUAUUCUUUCUUUUGUUGCCUCAGUAAGAAUGAUUCGCUUCUGUUGGGCUCGUACAUGGAAAGUUUUGCUGUUGAGACUCUACUUCCCUAUGUUGAGGGUGGUACCACAGUUUGGGUUGAAGUGUGCGAUUCUCUAGGCGCAUGCUCGUCUAGUAAUGAGUUAACUAUAUAUUUAUCGCCUGGUACGGCUCGUACUAUACCUACACUAAUAAACGAUGUACGUGCCCACGUUUCGCGCUGUGAAAUGUUAAUGCUUCAGCGGGUAGCUGUAUCGGCUAUUGAAACUUACAAUAAUGCAGACCAAAAGGAAGCAUUAACGUAUUUCACGACUGCUUUACUUGAAGAAUUAAAAGACAUGGAGGAAAAUGUCUGUAUUAUAGACAACUUUAGCCAUUUUUCAGAAUUACUGCACUGGCUAAAUAAUGCAGGAGUUGAUACUACAAGUUUAUACACAUAUUAA
Molecule: messenger RNA, 2436 nt
Organism: Achroia grisella
Lineage: Eukaryota; Metazoa; Arthropoda; Insecta; Lepidoptera; Pyralidae
Exons: 19
Coding region: 1-2436 (811 amino acids)
Molecular function (GO): protein dimerization activity
Source: RefSeq, a predicted model, not a curated record